Molecule: messenger RNA, 2631 nt
Organism: Kwoniella botswanensis
Lineage: Eukaryota; Fungi; Basidiomycota; Tremellomycetes; Tremellales; Cryptococcaceae
Product: OPT family small oligopeptide transporter
Exons: 11
Coding region: 1-2631 (876 amino acids)
Biological process (GO): transmembrane transport
Cellular component (GO): plasma membrane
Molecular function (GO): oligopeptide transmembrane transporter activity
Source: RefSeq, a predicted model, not a curated record
AUGGCUGAAGAAAAGCAGAGUUCCGGAGCGCAGGCUCCUGAAUUGACCUACGUCAAAAAUGAGAAAAAGACCAGCUUGGAAGCUGAGGCUGAGAUCAUGGGAGCCGAUAAGAACAUAUACACAGAUGUAGUGGCUGAAGCUGAAGGAGUGGCUGAGCAUGGUGGCCUGGGUAUGACUGGAGAAGAUAUACUGGCGAUCGAAGAUAAACUUCAAUCCAUGUCACUAGGAAGAACAAGAAUCAUAAUGAAACAAGUUCAAGAGAUGCACGAGCACGAUCAAAACUUUCCGAUCCAUAUCCUUCAAAGUAUCGAACAAUUCCUGAGUAACGACGAUAUCAUGAAGAACCCUCACAAUCCCGAAUACGCCGAACUCAUUAAAGAGAUGAAACUUGAAGCGUUGAUGGUUACUGAGAACUCACCUUAUGCGGAAGUACGGGCUGUAGUUGAAAACACCGAUGAUGUCGAUAUGCCUUCGUUCACUUUCCGAACUUGGUUCAUCGGUAUAAUCUACGUCGUCAUUGGGGCCUUCAUCAACCAACUCUUUGAGAUUAGACAGCCCGCUAUCAAGGUUUCAUCGGAAGUGGCACAACUUCUAGCGUAUCCUGCCGGUAAGCUCUGCGAGAAGCUCCUACCUAAUUGGAGUUUCACUCUUUUUGGCAAGAGACACAGCCUCAAUCCGGGCCCGUUCAAUAAAAAAGAACAUAUGUUAAUUACAAUCAUGGCCACUGUCGGGUACAACACUCCUUAUACCACUGAUAUCAUCUUGUCGCAAUAUCUGCCACAAUACUUCAACCAGUCUUAUGCUGCAGAGUUCGGCUAUCAGAUUUUACUCGGUUUUGGUACCAACUUUUGUGGUUAUGGUUUAGCAGGUCUGGCUCGACGAUUCUUGAUCUACCCUUCUUACUGCGUAUGGCCCGGGUCAUUGGUCACUAUUGCACUGAACCGAGCAUUCCACUCUGAGACCGAUCCUGCUGUUCCAGGCCCUUUCAAGCGGAUCUAUAACUGGUCGCGUAUGAAGCUUUUCGCAGUAGCCUUCGCCGCUAUGUUCGUUUGGUUCUGGCUUCCCGGAUUUUUAUUCACAGCUUUAUCCACAUUCAACUGGAUAAGUUGGAUCAGUCCUAACAAUGUAUCACUUAACAAUAUCGUUGGGUUCAACAAUGGUCUAGGAUUGAACCCAUUCCCGACAUUCGAUUUCAACGUCUUGACCGCAUAUGAUUUCAACCCUUUGGUCGUACCCGCUUUCGGAACGAUCAAUCAGUUCAUUGGCAUGUUCGCCACUUUCUUUAUGAUUGUCGGAUUUUACUGGAGCAACGUAUGGAAUACCGCAUAUCUACCCAUCAACAGUAACCAUGUAUAUGACAAUACAGGAUCGGCGUUCGACGUGCAGAAAGUUAUCGAUGACAGAGGUAUCUUCGAUGCCGCCAAGUAUCAAACUUAUUCUCAACCUUGGAUGGCUGCCGGUAAUUUAGUAGUUUACUUCUGGUUCUUCGCUCAGUAUGCCUGUACGAUAUCUUACGCUUUCCUCUUCCACCGACGAGAGAUCGUACACGGUUUCAAAGGCAUGUGGCACAGUCUUCGAAGGAACAAGAAGGACGACACAGUAGACGAUCUGACUGAAGAUAUUCAUUGUCGAUUAAUGCGAUCAUACCCUGAAGUCCCAGAAUGGUGGUACGGCUUGGUCCUCCUAUUUGCGAUUGGGUGUGGUAUGGCAGGUAUUGGCGCUUGGGACACCUACACCAACCCUGCAGUCGUGCUAUUCGGUAUCGCCAUGGGACUCAUAUUCGUAGUCCCUGUUGGUCUCGUCACUGCGAUCACAGGUAUUCAAGUGACCAUGAAUGUCUUGGCUGAACUUAUCGGUGGUGCUUGGACUCCAGGAAACGCACUAGCUAUGAACUUCUUCAAGGCUUUCGGAUACAUCACAACUGCGCAGGCUAUCUACUUCUCCACCGAUCUCAAAGUCGCUCAUUACCUCAAGAUCCCCCCUAGACACACAUUUGUCGCUCAAAUGGUCGCCACAUUCAUAUCCACCUUGGUCUGUACUGGUGUUUUCAACUUCCAAAUGAACAAAGUACCCAACGUAUGUACGUCCGAGGCUCCCUUUGGAUUCUCAUGUCCAGGUAUCAAUACUUUCUUCACUGCUGCUGUCUUUUGGGGAACUUUGGGUCCACAAAAGCUUUUCGGCAGUACCGGUCAAUACAAAGCGCUCUUGAUCGGUUUCCCAGUUGGAUUCGUUUUACCCUUCAUCGUAUAUUUCCUGAGAAAACGAUUCCCUAGGACUGCAUGGCUUAGGCAGAUCCACCCUGUCAUGCUUUGUUAUGGAGGUAUCAACUGGGCUCCAUAUAACCUAUCUUAUCUCUGGCCUUCGGUCCCUUUAGCGUCUUUCUCAUGGUUCUACUUGAAGAAAAGAUAUCUCGCGUUCUGGUCAAAAUACAAUUUCGUUCUUGCUGCCGCGUGGCAAUGUGGUAUCGCCAUAGCUGCUAUUGUGAUCUUCUUUGCCGUUCAAUUACCUGCCGUCGAGGUCAAUUGGUGGGGAAAUACAGUCUCAUACCAAGGAUGUGAAGAUGAAGCUUGCGUGAGAUUACCAAUCCCCGGUAUUGGUUAUUUCGGUCCAGCUCCGGGAAAUCUUCCUUAG